Molecule: messenger RNA, 2286 nt
Organism: Sardina pilchardus (European sardine)
Lineage: Eukaryota; Metazoa; Chordata; Actinopteri; Clupeiformes; Clupeidae
Product: calcium-activated chloride channel regulator 1-like
Exons: 14
Coding region: 1-2286 (761 amino acids)
Molecular function (GO): protein binding
Source: RefSeq, a predicted model, not a curated record
AUGGAUCUGCAGACAUCAGGAGUGGUCUUUGUCAUCCUCUUGUCUAGUGCAUUAGGAAUACAGUUGGAUGGACAUGGGUACACUGGUAUUCUCAUUGCAAUCAACCCAGCUGUCCCUGAAGAUCCAGCACUCCUUCAAAACAUUACGGGCAUGUUAAAUGACGCAUCAAACUAUUUAUACAAUGCUGUUGGGAACAGGUUUUAUUUCAAGGAAGUGACUAUAUUGGUUCCUGCUAAUUGGAGUGGCAGCUAUGAUAAGGCUACAACUCAGAGAUAUGACAAGGCCCAUGUCAUUAUUGAUGAGCCAAAUCCUGGAUAUGGAGAUGAGCCCUACACCCUCCAGUACGGCCAAUGUGGAGAUGAGGGCCAGUACAUCCAUCUCACCCCAGACUUCAUGCUAGAUGACAAGCACAUCAAGACCUACGGAGAAAGAGGUAGAGUUUUUGUACAUGAAUGGGCUCAUCUACGGUGGGGUUUAUAUGAUGAGUAUAGUGACGAAGAGCCAUUCUACCUGUCUGGAGAGGGGAAAGUUGAGGCAACAAGGUGCAGCAUAAACCUUACUGGUUCUUACUACCUGGCUGUGGACAAACCUUGUGACAUAACAAAUGGAUUGCCUACUAGUGACUGCAUCUUUUAUGUGAGUGAGUUUUGCACAGCAGAGACUCAUAACGCUGAAGCCCCAAACAGACAGAAUCAGAUGUGUGGCAACAGAGCAGCUCUGGACGUGAUCCUCAACAGCUCUGUGGAUGCUGGAGUUCCAGAACCAUCCGUCCUACCCAGGCCCCGGCUAAAUGUCACGAUUGUACAAAGGAAGAACAGGGUUGUGUGCCUCACCUUGGAUGUGUCAUCAAGUAUGGAUGUGGUGAAGCAAAAUGAUAUGGAUACACGUGGAGAUGAGAUUGUUAUUCUCACUGAUGGUGAAGCAACAGACAAUAUAAUAGAUUGUCGGGACAAAGUUCUCAAAAGUGGAGUGAUUGUGCACACUAUUGCUUUGGGCCCAGCUGCAGACAAAACGCUGAAUGAUAUGUCAAAUAUCACAGGGGGACAGUUCUUUUAUGCAGCAGACAGUGUGGACUCCAAUGAAUUAGCAGAUGCCUUUGUCUCUCUAACAACUUCUGAUGGAAAUUUAACACAUCAGACUAUCCAGACCGUAUCUUUGAAAAUACCAGGAACUGCCGAGGUUGGAGAAUGGCAUUAUAGUCUAUUUAAUGAGGGCAGUACACAGGCAAUGACAAUCACUGUUACCACCCAUGCUGCCAGAGCUGAUGUGCCCCCCAUCACAGUGAAAGCCCACAUGGACCAGCUGUUCUCUGAUGGUAGCAAAGCCAUGAUGGUCUAUGCAGCUGUCACUCAGAAGGGAGUACCUGUGAUACUGGCCGAUGUCACAGCCACACUAGAGCCUGAGACAGGGGAGCUGGUAACACUGCGGAUGCAGGAUAAUGGAGCAGGUGCUGAUGCCUUCAGACAUGAUGGCAUCUAUUCAGUAUAUUUCACUAAGAUGAUGUCAGGAAGGUACAGCCUGAAAGUGAAAGUGCAAAACAACAAGGACAAUGCCACAAUCUCUACUACACACAGACACAGUGGAGCAAUGUACAUCCCAGGAUAUGUGGUGAAUGGCCAAGUGGUGAUGAAUCCCCCAAAGCCCCCUGUCAAUCAUGAACCAGUGGAGGUGGGGAGCUUCAGCAGGACAGCCACAGGAGAGAGUUUUGUGGUGGCGUUACCCCCAGGAUCUACAGGCCCUCCACCAUUUCCUCCCUGUAAGAUCACAGACCUGAAGGCCAAUCUGGAGGGAGACAACAUCACCCUUACCUGGACUGCUCCUGGGGCGAGCUAUGACCAGGGAACAGCUUCACACUACCAUAUCCACUGGAGCGAAGAUUUGGCCUUGUUGAGAGGCAACUUCAAUGGCACUCAUCUUGUCAACACAUCACCACAAGAGGCUGGCUCCAUUGAGGAGCACUCAUUCAUCCCACACAAUUUAAACAUCACCAACGGAACCAUCAUCUUCAUUGCAGUUGCAGCUGAAAAUGUUGACUCACUGAGAUCGGAGAUUUCAAACAUUGUCCGAGUGGUGAAUUUCAUUCCUGUACCUCCAGUACCCCAAACUGACCUUCUAGGAAAGCCCAAGAGUGGGCAACUUAGGUGUUCCAAGGAAGAAGUGGAGGAGAGCAUGGCAGCAGCCGAUGGUGACCUCUGCAGAGACACUCCAGUGGGAGGAAUCCCAGAGGCGGACAUCCGGUUCCAAAGAGUAAAAGACCUGCCAUAUGCCUUCUACCUGUGCACUUAA